Molecule: messenger RNA, 2658 nt
Organism: Kwoniella shivajii
Lineage: Eukaryota; Fungi; Basidiomycota; Tremellomycetes; Tremellales; Cryptococcaceae
Exons: 11
Coding region: 1-2658 (885 amino acids)
Molecular function (GO): protein binding
Source: RefSeq, a predicted model, not a curated record
AUGAGCCUCACACAUGCCGACUCCCCUACCAUGAAAACAAGCGUCCCAUCACCGUCUCCAGCUGCUCGACCUAGACUCCCGCCCAGGACUUCUCGCUCAGCUCAUCCAGCUGCCAUUGGAGAUAUAAAGCUGCUAGUGGAGACUGAUGGCAGAGCUACACCUCGAGGUGCUCCGUCUACAUCUCAACCUAUAACUGCUCGAACAUUGACCCAAGUAAAUUCUCCACUCUGUCAUAUGCCGGCUGAAACUUCUACUCAAGGCUACCCGUCAGUAUCAUCUGAGUCGUGGAUAGCUGAUGAGCCACAGCCACAUAAUGGCUUUCCAGAGAUUUAUAGUGAACCUACAAACUGGGAUGAUCCAGUGACGGAGCAUGAUUGGGAGCUAAGGACUGAAACCGCUAACGGUGUAGAAGAUGAGAAUUCACCCUUGGCAGCCCUUGAGAGGCAUUACCUACGCCAAAUAACGCAUUAUAAGAAUCUCCUUGUACGCUCGCAAUCAGCCUCCUCGUCCUCCCUGCAUGAUCUACACUCUCAGCUCCAUGUGUUAAAGUCGCGAUAUCAUGGCCUAGAGAUCGAGCAUGCACAAUGUGCAGAGAAAGAAAUGACGUCAAGACAAGAGGUCGCUUCGGAGAAAAGAAUCGUGAACGAAAUGAAGAACGGCUUACACGGGACUAUUAGAGACAUGGGUAGAGAUGAAAGGGUACAGCUAUUAGGUCUCGUAGUAGAAUCAUGCCACCCUUCUGAUAUAAGUGCUCAAAUUGCUCUUCUCGAGAAAUACCGAAGAUCAAGGUUUGAUAUCUUGUCCCGACUGGAUGAGGGUAUCCUGGUUGAUGUACUCGGCUUGUUAGAGGUGGAAGAUAUACUCCAACUACGAAAAGUUUCGCAAGGGUAUCUUGACUUGACUAAGGUUGAGCCCCUCUGGAAGCAUUUCUGUGAACAGCUUGAAUGGAGGGAAUGGGACGGCAAAGUUGGCUUGGCUAGUCUUCAAGUGCCUCCCCCGUAUGGAUGGGAGGUGUUGUAUAGAAACUUGUGGCGGAGAGAAAGAAACUGGAAUGCUGGACUCGCCCAGAAAGUGAUUUUGCUAAAAGGACAUACCAACUAUGUCACGUCUCUUAGCCUGCGCGGAGAUACUUUGAUUAGCGGUUCGUACGAUGAAACGAUAAGAGUAUGGUACUUACCCUCUCUGACGACCAUACAUCCAUCAUCCAUCCCCGAUCCACUUGUCAUCCCGGCCAAGUCGGUUUCAUGCCUCGACUAUUAUCCUCCUGCAGGUGUAUUUGUUGCUGGCUACCACGAUGUCGGUAGGGUACAGGUGUGGAAAAGGAAAGGGAAUAACUGGGAUAUGAUGCAUACCUUGUCUGGACACCUGCAUGGUAUCAGGGCGGUAGCGCUCAAUGAGAAUCAUCUUGUAUCUGCUGGAGCGGAUAAAGCACUAGUAGUAUGGUCAUGGCGAACAGGCGAGAAAAUUGUUCGGUUCGGUCAACAGACCAAUAUAUGUGUAGGGAUACAACUCGUCCAUGAUCAAAUUGUGGCUAUUACGGUUGAUGGAGUGAUCAGAGCUUUCAGUAUCAAGAAAAGAGAAAUGAUAGCUCAAUUCAAGAUUUCCGAUUUAGGCAGAACUCUUGGCAAGAGUGAAAAAGAAAUGGAAUGGAAAAGCAGACUGAAAGCUGUUGGGAGUGGACAAGGUGGAUCGGGCAUGAUCAACUGGUUCGAAGGACAAGGCAGGUGGAUGACGUGCGCAAACAGAGACAUGAUCAUCCGUUUAUCAUGGGAAGAGAUUGAAGAAUUCGUGUCAUCUGUAGCCUAUGCUUCAGCGGGACAGGAUGCACCAUCAACCCCAUCUCCGGCUGAUACAAAAACAAAGACUGUAUUGUCGGCUUCUCGAGCCCGUUCUGGAAGUCCUGUAUCGAUUACCACUCCUACUCGUGCACGACAGCGAACAGCGUCAAGCGUAAUGCCUACACUGUCCAGCAAAAAACCUACGCCAAGCAUGAACCCCGAGGCGAUGUCUCAAAGCAUGUCUUCUCCUCUUCAAUAUCGCUCAACGCAGACCACUAGUCAGUCCAUCACAAGUAUAUCAUCCGCUAAGGGUAUGGUCCGAUCGGGUUCCGAGUCCGCGACUCCUACCUCCUUACGAAACAAGGGUAGACCGAGUCCGGGUUCCUCCUCUGGUCCCAUCAAACAGGCUUCGAGUCCUGCUUACCCCCUUAUCUCACCAAACAGACAGCUCCCGAAUCCUAUACUACCGUGUAAGGACACCACACUGAAGGGACUGCAGAAAAGAAUUGUACCCCUCCUCACAACAGCACCGAGGAUACUAGAGAUAAUUAAUGCUUCCGAUAUAGAGAAAGGUGUUGUAGAUGCAAGGAGAAGUAGGAUAGUCACUUCGACUAGAUUUGCAGCCAGGUCAGGUGCCGAUAGACACCUCUAUAUUGGAGUGCCGGCUCGGUCCCGAGAUGAAAUGAGGCUCACAGAGAUGAAGUCCGUCGGUGGAGCCUGGAAAGAUCAGUCAAAAGGACUGAACCUACAAACCCCCGGUAAAAACCUUAUGAGUCUAGUAUUAGACCAAGAGAAAUUUGUGUAUGGCUGCACGGAUGGAAGUAUUGUGUUGGUCGGAUUCCUGGGAGAUGCUUACGGAACAGAUCACAAAAAGAGUUAA